AUGUACUUUACCAACUACCUUAUAUCCUUUGAUACCUAUAAUAUAUACAGUUCCCAUGCUACCAAGCUUCUUAGUAUCAUAUUUUCAAAGAAGUUGGUUGUUGAAGUGACUGGAGCAUUAGUGGUUGAAGUAGUUGUGACUGUUAGUAAACCUACAUCUAUGAAGCUUAAUGUGCACUAUUUAGAAUUUGAGUAUGAUAUAUCUUCUAAAAUGAGUACAAAAGAAACUAUUCAACAAUUUUUAGAUGAUGCAGAAAACCCAUCCAAGAUCCAAUGUGUUCUGAAUCUUCCAUUUAAUCAUAAAGGUCUGUCAAAAGACUUGAUGCUUCUCAAUUAUGGUAUCAUUCAUGGAUGGAACCAAUCUACUGUUAACUGUCAGCUGAAGUCAAUGUUCAUCCAGAUAACUUCACUAAGCAUGGUCCAGCAGGCUCUAGUACAAUUCUGGUUCUGGUAG
Molecule: messenger RNA, 453 nt
Organism: Suillus bovinus
Lineage: Eukaryota; Fungi; Basidiomycota; Agaricomycetes; Boletales; Suillaceae
Exons: 5
Coding region: 1-453 (150 amino acids)
Source: RefSeq, a predicted model, not a curated record